AUGGAUCUACUUAGAGACACUGGACUCUUGGGAUGCAAACUCUCAUCUGUCCCCAUAGAUCCUCUUAAGAAGUUGCAACUGGACUCGGGCACUCCCUUGAGUGAUCCAUCAAAAUAUAGAAGACUUAUUGGGAGACUAUUGUACUUAUGCAUCACUAGGCCUCACGUCACAUUUGUUGUACAUAAGUUAAGCCAAUUCGUUUCCAAUCCAUGCACUGAUCAUUGGGAAGCAGCUGAAAAGAUCUUGAGAUAUUUAAAAGGUAGUCCAGGUCAUGGAUUGUUUUACUCAAGUAACAGCAAGCCAGUACUUAGCAUCUUCUCAGAUGUUGAUUGGGCUUCAUGCCCGGAUACUAGAAAGUCCAUGACCGGCUACUGUUUAUUCCUUGGAAAUUCCCUCAUAUCUUGGAAGGCAAAGAAACAUAAUACUAUAUCCAGGUCAUCAGCUGAAGCUGAAUAUAGAGCUAUGGCAUUGGCUACAUGUGAAGUGGUCUGGGCAACUGCACUACUUGAAGAUUUUGGAAUUAAAAGAGAAAAGGAUGUACCUCUGUACUGUGACAACCAAUCGGCUAUACACAUAUGCUCCAACCAUGUCUUUCAUAAAGGACAAAACACAUAG
This is a messenger RNA of Salvia splendens (bonfire salvia), 615 nucleotides long. RefSeq names its product secreted RxLR effector protein 161-like. The transcript has a single exon. The record is from RefSeq and is a predicted model, not a curated record. The coding region runs from base 1 to 615 and encodes 204 amino acids. NCBI's taxonomy places the organism in Eukaryota, Viridiplantae, Streptophyta, Magnoliopsida, Lamiales, Lamiaceae.